Molecule: messenger RNA, 1857 nt
Organism: Dromaius novaehollandiae (emu)
Lineage: Eukaryota; Metazoa; Chordata; Aves; Casuariiformes; Dromaiidae
Gene: TMUB1
Product: transmembrane and ubiquitin like domain containing 1
Exons: 3
Coding region: 123-884 (253 amino acids)
Molecular function (GO): protein binding
Source: RefSeq, a predicted model, not a curated record
CCCCGCGGGGCGGGGCCGUCCCGACGUGCCUCGCGGCGGGGGCCGGUCCCCCGGGCCCGGGAGUCCGCGCGCGGGGCGGAAGUGGCGCGCGCCGGGAUGGCGGCAGGUCGGUAGCCGCCGCCAUGGCGCUGAUCGAGGGCGUGGGCGACGAGGUGACCGUGCUCUUCGCGCUGCUGCUGGCCGCCGUGGUGCUGGGGCUGGCCUGGGCCUCCACGCGCGCCCCCGAGCCCGCCGAGCCGCCGCGCGCCGCCGCGCCGCCCCCCGCCGCCGCCGCGCCGCCGCCCGAGGAGGGGCCCAGCGCAGCCCCGCCCGGCGGGGAGCCCAAGGCGGCGGCGGCGGCGGCCCCCGAUGGGCCGGGCGGGCUGGCGGCGGGGCUGCGGCCCCGGGCCGGCCCCGCGUCCGCGCCCGGCGACCCCGGCGAGGCGGGCGGCCCCGGCGACCCCACCAUGGUGCUGCGGCUGAAGUUCCUCAACGACACGGAGCGCCUGGCCCGGGUGCGCCCCGGCGACACGGUGGGGGCCCUCAAGAGGGCCUAUUUCCCAGGCCAGGAGCAGCAGGUGCGGCUGAUCUACCAGGGCCAGCUGCUGCGGGACGACGCUCAGAGCCUGGCUGCCCUGCACCUCACCCACAACAGCGUCCUGCACUGCCACAUCUCCCCGCACAGCCCGGCGCCCGCACCCGCCGGCCCCCACGCCUCCGCCGACCCCGUGCACGCGGCCCUCAACGUGGGCAGCCUCAUGCUGCCGCUCUUCGUGCUCAUGCUGGCGGUGCUCUGGUACUUCCAGCUGCAGUAUCGGCACGUCUUCACCGCCACCGCCACCACCUUCCUGGCCGGCCUCACCUUGCUGUUCAGUUUCAUGGCCUUCACCAUGUACCGCAGAUAGCACUGUCCCUGCGCCCCGAGGGGACCCUGCAAGCCCUCCCGCCUGGGAAUAAACUGUCCUGGGCGGAGUCCGCCCGCUGCGCCUGAACACGAGGGGAGCCUGGGCUGUCGGCUGCGUCUCCCGGUUGGUCUGGGGGACUGCGUGACAGAGGCGCGGGACUGAGGGAGUCGGACCGGGCGUGAGUCCCGACGUGUAGCCAGGAGGUAGGCAGGCGGUGGCCCAUGUUCUGUAGUCCCUUGGCUCCUUUCUCUUUGUGGCACGGGGAGAAGGGUGCUGCUGCGAGGGAGUCCCCCCCGGAGCCUGGCAGCGCUGGUUCUGUGCUGCUGCCAGAGCCUUAACUGCUGCGAAGUGUCGUGCUGCCUCUGGGGAGGGGAGAUACCGCGUCGCAAGGAGCGAGUUCCUCUGCAGGACAGGUUGAGGUGUCUGGCAGUGGAAAUCUCUCAGCAGGAGAGGAAUCUUGCUGUGCAAAUGGAGCCCGUCCAAGCUCACCUGCCCCCAUCUGCUGUUCGCCCGUGUCUCGUGCGCAGGCCGGGCGCUCCUGCUCGCGCGCUUGCUCCUCCACAGACUGGUGUGUGGUGUGAGUGCCCUGGGGGGCCGUGUGCCACGUCUGCCCCUGCACGCUUCCGUGCUUGCCACCGCACGCAGACCCGGGCUCUGCGCUGUGCCCUGGUGCCUGGUUCGCUGCUUCCCGCGGGACCGAGGCUGUGCUGCGAGCAGCGGUACCGCGAGGGGAGCGCGUCCCCGAGGCUGCCCGCGUGUCGCCCUUGGGGCUGCUGCCGUGAGGGCGCCGGGGGCAGGUGGGUAUGGCGGGGGGCGCAACGUGGCCCGUGUCUCAGCGCAAACCCCGCGUGCCCCGUGCCUGGCGGCGGUCCUGGGGCCGGGCGGGCUGCCCCGGGCAGCGGCGCUCGGAGCGGCGGAGCGUGCUGCUCACUGAUGCUUCUUUUAAAAUAAAACCCAACUGUGAAUGCUGAAA